CGUCAGACUCUACAUUUCCCGCUGUGUGUGCUCCUCCAGGAGAUGGGUCGUCAUGAUGACCUGUGGUCAUUGUUUUACAUGUUGGUGGAGUUCGCUGUAGGACAGUUGCCAUGGCGAAAGAUCAAAGAUAAGGAACAAGUCGGUCAGAUCAAGGAGCGGUACGACCAUCGGAUGCUGCUCAAACACAUGCCUUCAGAGUUUAAUAUCUUCCUGGACCAUGUCCUGGCCCUGGACUACUACACCAAACCAGACUACCAGCUGCUGAUGUCGGUGUUCGAGAACAGCAUGAAGGAGCGAAUCAUCACAGAGAACGAGCCUUUCGACUGGGAGAAGGGAGGGGGCGACGUCACGCUGUCGACCAGUGCGUCCACCCAACCACAGCACAACACCCGACCCACCGCCGCCAUGGUGGGAGCCAUCGUGACGCCAGUUCCUGGAGAUCUUCAGCGGGAGAACACAGAUGAUUUUCUGCAGGACAAACAUCUCAGUGAUCAGGAGAACGCCCCCCCGGCCCCACCCAGUCGACCCCCUGGGGAGACGGGUGUCCAGCAGACCGGAGAGACGGGAGAAGCCUGGGAGGACACUGACUUCAACCGCAACAGACUCAGGAUCAGCCUGAACAAGGGGGCUCAGGAGGAGGAGGUGGGUCGGGCGGUGUGUCCGGUAUCGCCAGUUCGAGGCGGAGCUCCAGAGUCACCGACAGGUCAGGGUCGGUCUUUACGGUAUCGCCGGGUCAACAGCCCUGAAUCUGACCGGCUGUCUGCUGCCGAGGGUCGGGUCGACGGCUACGGACAGAGGUCUAGGAUGGACAUCCUCGGCUCCCCUUCUCGUCACGUCUACUCCUCCCAACCUGCACAGAUGCUGUCCAUCGACCCUGGUUGCCGCGGGGAUCGACAGGUCAGUGGUCGCCAGGAGGUUUCGGUGGCGUCCGUCGACCAGGAGGCGCACAGCAACGCUUUCAUCCGCUCUGUACCACUGGCCGAGGAAGAGGACUUUGACAGUAAAGAGUGGGUGAUCAUCGACAAAGAGACGGAGUUACGAGACUUCCAACCAACCACUUCAGGGACGACUGAUGAGGAGCCGGAGGAGCUGCGUCCCCUAGAGGAGCAGGAGGAGCGGAGGAGGCUCAGGGCAGCAGGAGGGGAACUGGUGGUUCGUCCAAAGACUCACACCCGGGAAAGCAGCCGAGGGAUGCUAACGCUAACGGAGGAGGAGGCGUCGAGGAGGAGUGGUGGGAGCCCCGCCCAGUCACCCUGUCACUCGCUGCCAUCGGGACGCCCCCGUCGGAGAGAGUCGGAACCCACUGGACCUCAAAGACCG
This is a messenger RNA of Paralichthys olivaceus (Japanese flounder), 1320 nucleotides long. Lineage: Eukaryota; Metazoa; Chordata; Actinopteri; Pleuronectiformes; Paralichthyidae. The record is from RefSeq and is a predicted model, not a curated record.